CUUAUCCGCUCCGAGCCAGUCGCGCGAGGAUCCCGUCCCGCUCGCUCGCGCACUCGUCACGCUCCCCCUCCCGUCCAGCCUCGGCAGUCGGCGCCGGACGGUCCACCCCUCCGCCCGUUCGAACCACCUCCCGCCGCGGGCCGGACCCGCCCGUCAACAGAAACCGACGGCGGGCACGAUGGCCUGCCCCGCCGCCACCACGGCUCGCAUCGGGGCGCCGAGGGGGCCGUGCCUGUGGAGGAGCGAGAGGAGCGCCGGCGUCCUCGCCGGCUCCGCGUCGCCGCGCCCGAGCCGCCCGGCGCGGGACACGAGGGCGCGCGCCUCGGAGCUGCAGCAGGCGCCCCGGCCGCCGGCCUCCUCCGCUCCCGUCCCCACACACAAGGUCACCGUCCACGACCGCCAGCGCGGGGUCGUCCACGAGUUCGUCGUGCCCGAGGACCAGUACAUUCUGCACACCGCCGAGGCGCAGGACAUCAGGCUGCCGUUCGCGUGCCGCCAUGGUUGUUGUACAAGCUGUGCAGUCCGGAUAAAAUCAGGACAAAUAAGACAACCUGAAGCACUUGGGAUAUCCGCAGAACUAAAGGAUCAGGGUUAUGCCUUGUUGUGUGUUGGCUUCCCAUCCGGAGAUGUUGAAGUCGAGACUCAAGAUGAAGAUGAGGUGUAUUGGCUCCAAUUCGGGAGAUAUUUUGCACGAGGGCCUGUGGAAAGAGAUGAUUAUGCGCUAGAACUUGCAAUGGGAGACGAGUGACCUGUGCCUAAGAGGACCGUGGUUUUAAGCUCACUUUCUGCAGUUGGUAGCUUAGAGUCACAGGGACUUGCUUGGCAAGAGGAGGAACACACAUGUUCCGUUGUGUCCUAGCAGUUUGGCAUGUGCGAAUGCGCUUCUUGUAGAGAUGCCACUUCUGAUAGAUGACGAACAGUACGAACCGUGUAAAGUUGUAAACUACGCUGCAUUCGAUCUUCAGCGCGGAUAACGAUCGCCGGAGCUAUGAGAUUUGGAAGUGGCAUGCAGUAGGCGAAUAACUUGAACUGCUUGAUUCAAGUGGUGCCGAACUGUUUGCGUUGACGCUUUUUUCUCA
Molecule: messenger RNA, 1079 nt
Organism: Setaria italica (foxtail millet)
Lineage: Eukaryota; Viridiplantae; Streptophyta; Magnoliopsida; Poales; Poaceae
Product: ferredoxin-1
Exons: 8
Coding region: 179-748 (189 amino acids)
Molecular function (GO): iron-sulfur cluster binding
Source: RefSeq, a predicted model, not a curated record